CUCCGCCACCCCAACACCCUCCUCUUUGGCAAUCAGAGAGAGAGAGAGAGAGCGAGCGCGAGAGAGCGUGUGUCGGACACCCUCCCUCCACUUGACGCGUUCUCCAUCCGUCCUACCCGGCAGACGGAGCAGACCUCCGGGUAGGCACCGUGGAUUUGAAACCCCUUUUUUUCCACCACGACUGAAGUGGGAGCCCGCCGCCUCGCGCAGGAAGGAGGCAUGGAGACUCGGCCGUCAUAGUUUGCCGGAACUUAUCGCUUUCUUUCCAAACGAGAGGAAAUUCGAGAGCUCCACAUCUGCUCGGGAUUGCUAUUUUGUUUUCGGGGAGCCCAGCCCGACCGGUUGUGGGUUCGUUUCGGAGGAGACGAGGGAGUUCUUUCCGUCCUCUCUCUCUCUCGCUCUGCUCCCCACCCGCCCAACUCAACGUCCCGUGUUUCCCUUUGGCACGUUCCUAUGUUCAAGUGGCAAUUAGAUCCCGUGGAGGAUUUUCGAGAUUGCGGAAUUUGAGGUUCGGGUGUCCCUGCUGUUCAUCGGGGCUCAGACGGACUGGCUCGGGACACCAUGGAACUGCUUUUGUUUGGAUGUUACGGAGAUGUUUGCGAGAUGCUGAGGAAGACGAGGGCACUCAACCUGCUGUUGCUCUGCUGUCUAUUAGCCGCUCACAACUCUGCACACGCACCCGAGGCCUCUUCUUCCUCCUCAAUGAGCCCGCGAGGUUUCGCAGACUUCACGUUCACGAAGGAGCCGCAAGACACGGUGACGGUGCGAGGCGGCGUGCUCCGGCUCGACUGCCAGGCCCGCUCGGACAUGGCGUCCGGAACCCCGACCGUUACGUGGAGGAAAGACGGCGUGCUGCUCGGCGCCCUGGUGGAUGAACGGCGGCAGGAGCUGGCCAACGGAUCCUUACUCGUUCACAAUAUCGUGCACUCGCGGCACCACCGCCCCGAUGAGGGGGAAUACCAGUGCCUCUCCACCCUCGAGGGGCUCGGAAGUAUCGUUAGUCGGACUGCAAGAGUCACCGUGGCUGGUCCGCUAAGAGUAGUUGUCCCCACUGAGUCGGUCUCCUCGUAUCUCGGCGACACUGCGCUCCUGCGAUGCGAGGUCUCGGGGGAACCCACGCCCGUCAUCCGCUGGCAGAAAAACCGAGACGAUCUGCCAAUGACGUUUGACCCCUCCUCUCGCCUGGCGGUGCUGCCGUCCGGUUCGCUGCAGGUCAGCCGCGUCCAGCCGCCAGACUCGGCCACGUAUCGCUGUCUGGCCGACAACCCCAGCAGCACGAGGACGGGGACGGAUGCUGAGCUGCGGGUGCUCCCAGAGCCCGGCGUAAACCGCAACCUGCAGUUUCUCCAGCGCCCUUUGAGAGUGACCGCUCUGCUGGGAACUGACGCCGUGCUGGAAUGUUCCGCCUCCGGAUACCCCACUCCGAGCAUUCAGUGGCGGAGAGGUGAAGAAGUGAUCCAGACGUGGAAUAAGAAGUAUUCUCUGUUGGCUGGCAGCAAUCUGAUCAUCAGGAGUGUCACCGAUGACGACUCGGGCAGUUUUACCUGCACUGCUGCCAACAAGAACCACAACAUCACUGCCAGUGCAGAACUGAGCGUGCUGGUUCCGCCUCAAUUCCUCAACUAUCCGACCAACACGUACGCCUCUGAAUCCACUGACAUUGAGCUGGAGUGUGCCGUGACGGGAAACCCGCCGCCGACCAUACGCUGGAUGAAGAACGGGGAGGAGGUUAUCCCCAGUGACUAUUUCCAAAUCGUGGAUGGCAGUAACCUGCAGAUUCUCGGUUUGGUCAAGUCGGAUGAAGGAUUUUAUCAGUGCGUGGCAGAGAACAUUGCCGGCAGCUCACAGGCCAUGGCUCAACUGCUGCUCCGAGAGCCAGUGUCCCCCAGCCCAGGCGUUGCCCUCCCCUCUGCCCCCCGCGACCUGGUCCCUGUCCUAGUGUCCAGCCGGUUUGUCCGACUCAGCUGGCGGCCCCCGCAGGACACCGGAGGAUCUAUACAGACUUAUGGUGUUUAUUACUCCCAAGAUGGCAUUGAAAGGGAGAGGUCGGUCAACGUGUCGGAGCCCGAGUCAUUGGAGCUGAUGGUUUCCAACCUGAAGCCAGAGGAGGGUUAUAGCUUCCGAGUCAUUGCUUACAAUGACGUUGGACCAGGAGAAAGCUCCGCCCCCUUGAGGAUCACCACCAAACCAGACCUCCAGGUACCCAGUAGGAUAGACUCGCUACGGGCCGAAGCUCUGUCACCAACCUCCAUCCAGGUAAAUUGGGACCCCCCCAGUGCUCCAAAUGGACCAAUCUUGGGCUACAGAAUUCUCUGGACAGAGAGCCUCUCAAGCAAGGACCAGAGCAUCGAUGUCAACGGGCUGAACUACAAGAUGGAGGGACUCAAUAAAUUCACACAGUACACAGUUUCCGUUUUGGCUAUCAACCGCUUUGGACCUGGCACUCCCUCAGAGAAUAUCAUCAUCACCACCCAAUCUGAUGUUCCCGGUGCUCCUCCCCAGAACAUCACCUUAGAGGUCGUGCUUUCCAGGAGCAUAAAAGUGUCAUGGCAGCCGCCUCCACGCGGCGCUCACAACGGCAUCAUCAGCGCUUACAAGAUCAAAUAUAGGAAGACCGGUCGCCGUGGGGACCAGGAAGCCAUUGAACCCAACAACCUGUGGUAUCUUUGCACAGGUCUUGAUAAGGGCAGUCAGUACAGUUUCCAGGUCGCAGCCAUGACCACCAAUGGAACAGGUCCAGCCAGUGAGUGGUAUACGGCGGAGACACCCGAGAAUGAUUUGGACGAGAGUCAGGUUCCGGAUCAGCCCAGCUCUCUGCAUGUCAGGCCUCUUCCCAACAGCAUCAUCAUGUCAUGGACUCCUCCCCUUAGUCCCAGCAUUCUGGUCCGUGGUUACAUCAUUGGCUAUGGCGUAGGAAGUCCCUACGCCGAGACGGUUCGAGUGGACAGCAAGCAGAGAUACUACUCCAUUGAAAACUUGGAGCCGAGCUCACACUAUGUGAUUUCCCUGAAGGCCUUCAAUAACGCUGGAGAAGGAGUUCCUCUGUAUGAGAGUGCUGUCACUCGCUCUCUGACAGACCCCCUUGACCCAUCUGAGGAUGACCUUUUCCAUCUCUUUGAUAAAUACCCCACUCCCAUGCCAGACACCAGCACACCCAUGAUCCCCCCCGUUGGGGUCCAAGCCGUGGCUCUUUCCUCGGACUCGGUUCGUGUUUCCUGGGCUGACAAUUCCAUGACCAAGAACCAGAAGUCCUCCGAGGUCCGCUACUACUCCGUCAAGUGGAAGACCAGCUACUCCACCAGCGGCAAGUACAAGUCUGCAGACACCACCGCCCUCAGCCAUACCGUCACUGGCCUCAAACCAAACACGAUGUACGAGUUUGCCGUGAUGGUGACCAAAGGUUGGAAAUCCAGUACCUGGAGUAUGACGGCGCACGCCACCACCUAUGAAGCGGCUCCGAGCUCUGCUCCCAAAGACUUGACAGUGAUCAGUCGGGAGGGACGGCCCCGGGCCAUUUUAAUCAGCUGGCAACCGCCGAUGGAGGCAAACGGGCGGAUCACAGGUUAUAUCCUCUAUUACACCUUGGACAAAAACAUGCCAAUAGACGACUGGGUCAUGGAAACGAUUAGCGGCGACCGACUGACUCAUCAGGUGGUUGAUCUCAACCUUGACACCGUGUAUUACUUCCGGAUCCAAGCUAAGAACGCCAAAGGAGUGGGUCCGUUGUCCGAACCCGUUCACUUUAGGACAGCCAAAGUGGAGCAUCCAGACAAGAUGGCCAAUGAUCAAGGUCGAGGAGGAGACCACGCCUACUGGCCAUCUGAUAGCAACCUCAUUGACAGGAGCAGCAUAAAUGACUCCCCCGUCGGUCAAAUGCAUCCGCCGCACGGCAGCGCCACCCCGCAAAAUAACGGCAAUCUUUUGGUCAUCAUCGUGGUUUCGGUGGGAGCCGUUACGGUGGUGGUGGUGGUGGUCGUGGCCCUCAUAUGCACGCGACGCUCCUCCGCCCAACAGCGCAAGAAAAGAGCAAGCCACAGCGCCAGUAAGAGGAAGGGCAGCCAGAAGGAUCUACGACCUCCCGACCUCUGGAUCCAUCACGAGGAGAUGGAGAUGAAGAACAUUGAGAAAGCGCCCAGCGUGUCCCCGUCUGGGCACGAUUCUCCCAUCCAGUCUUGCCAGGACCUUCCCCAGGUUGCCCACAGCCAAUCGGAGAGCCAGAUGGGCAGCAAGAGUAGCCACUCAGGAGCAGACGGCGAUGAAGCGUCAAGCUGUAUUUCUACUCUGGAAAGAUCCUUGGCUGCCAGGAGGGGAACACGAGGCAAAAUGAUGAUUCCGAUGGAUUCCCAACCAAGCAACACACCGGUGGUCAGCGCCAUUCCGGUGCCAUCCCUCGAUUCCUCUCAGUAUCCCGGUAUACUUCCUUCGCCUUCGUGCAGCUUCAGCCACACCAAAUUCAGUUUAAGACCGAUGCCUUUCCCCAGCCUGACUGUGGACAGAGGAUACACGCAAGUCAUAUCCACGGACGCUUCCACCAAUCCGCUUCUGCAGCAGCAGUCCCCGCCUCAGCAGCCGACUCCCCUCCUACCUGGCUCCUCCGUGAGCGCCGGCGAGCAUGUUCCAAGUAUGGGCCCGGUUCCCGGGGCCCCCGCUGCCACUCCCGCCGUUGCAUCGGAGGAAUCCCAGGCGGCGGGCGCGAGUCGGACUAUCCCGACCGCAUGUGUGCGACCAAGUCACCCGCUGAGAAGCUUCACGAAUCCACUCCUGCCGCCACCGAUGAGCACCAUCGACCCCAAGGUGUACACCUCCAUGCUGCCGCAGUCCACUGGAAGCCUUCCGAAGCCUCAGGUGAAGACGGCUUCUCUGGGUCAGGCGGGAAAGGCUCGAUCGCCUCUGCUUCCCGUCUCAGUUCCGACGGCGCCCGACAUACCGGAGGAAGGAGGAACCAAACCCACGGAGGAUUCAGCUGCCAACGUGUACGAGCAGGACGACCUUUCGGAGCAGAUGGCCAGUUUAGAAGGGCUGAUGAAGCAGCUCAAUGCCAUUACCGGCUCGGCCUUCUAAAGCCUCCGUUUUUGAAGCCCUCGCCCAUCCCCCCCCACCCCUCGUCCGUCCCCCCCAAAGCAGGAACGCUUCUUCAAGCUUUGAUGUCGCCGGCAGUGCGUUGACAAACGGCCGCAGCGUGUCGAGUUUGAAGCUGCCGCCGGGGACCGCGGCCUUCCCCUUUCAACUGGAUUCAACCCCGUCCGACAUCAUCCACUGCAGGAACAAGACCGUGAUGGAGGGGCUUCCUCGGUGGGACUUUUCAACCUCAAACUAACAAAACUAGGAAGACCCAAUGCCCACCUCCUUGACUCAAUGAAACAGAGGGCGGGGCGUAGGGGGGGGCGGGAUCACAGAAAAGGAAGACAUUUUGACGAUCUUUCCGCUUUCUCUUCUUUGCGGUAUUUAUUAGCUCCUCAUUAUUCUCCUCCGCAACUCGGUUACUGUGACUGUACCUCAAUUCCUUUUCAUGACUGCCCUUGGGCGCGUUCCCCCCCCCCUCCCCCACUAUUUCGACUCCGCCUUCACACAGCGCAUUGAGGCAACGUGAACUUGCUUUGCCGCACGGAACAGUCGGUGUCAAAUUCUUCAAACUUUCUGCAUUUCUUUUGGUCUUGCCUUUUCCUGCCGGAAGGCCUCUGACAUUUUGGGGCCCCUUUUCCAUCCGUCAAGGUUUCAUCCUUCCAAAUGCGGAGCCCCCUUUUUUUUUUUUUUUUUUUUUUUUCUGGUUGUUGUUGUUGUUUCCUUAAAUACCGGAGCUCUGGCUGAACAGAAAACUCUUUGGUUUGUUUUUGCCGACUCAUCUGUCGACUGGGCAUCGACCGCCGCUCUUGACGGAGCCUUUUGGUCCCGCGAGACCGGACAAACUCUGCAAACGGGCUUGACGGAAUAAGUGUUGUUGCCAAAAAAAAAAAAAAAAGGGAAGCUCACAACAGCCUUCUUUUCAAAUUCAAGGCCGACAUUUUCACUGACAGUUUUGUACUGGCCGUUGGCGAAACACAGUCCGAUCAUCAGGAUGGAAGAAACGGCGCCAUACUUGGUGGCGGUCUCACUUUGGACCACCACAAGUCUGUCAGUUGAAUGUUGGUGCGAAGGUUUAUUCCAAACAAUCGUGAGAAUCUGAUGAUUGCCUAUUUUUUUAACUUAUUUUUCACUGCCAGUAUUCAUGUUCAAUGGGGGAGGGGGGGGGGUCUUCUUCAUGAGUUCCUGUUAACAAACAUUUGUACCGUCUUCAGUCUCGCGUGCCCACACGGUCACAACUUCAGUUUGCGUUCACUUCAGUGGGGGCCUGCUUUUUAUAUCGAAUCAGAAAAAAAAAAGAAA
Molecule: messenger RNA, 6363 nt
Organism: Hippocampus comes (tiger tail seahorse)
Lineage: Eukaryota; Metazoa; Chordata; Actinopteri; Syngnathiformes; Syngnathidae
Gene: dcc
Product: DCC netrin 1 receptor
Exons: 29
Coding region: 562-5061 (1499 amino acids)
Biological process (GO): cell-cell adhesion
Cellular component (GO): membrane
Molecular function (GO): protein binding
Source: RefSeq, a predicted model, not a curated record